Talpa occidentalis (Iberian mole) is the source of this 1830-nucleotide messenger RNA. RefSeq names its product carbohydrate sulfotransferase 11 (gene CHST11). Gene Ontology annotation, molecular function: sulfotransferase activity. Gene Ontology annotation, cellular component: membrane. Gene Ontology annotation, biological process: proteoglycan biosynthetic process; carbohydrate biosynthetic process. Bases 467 to 1525 code for a protein of 352 amino acids. NCBI's taxonomy places the organism in Eukaryota, Metazoa, Chordata, Mammalia, Eulipotyphla, Talpidae. The transcript has 3 exons. The record is from RefSeq and is a predicted model, not a curated record.
GGCUGCGAGCGGCGCCGGGUCCAGCCCAGCCUCGGAAUAUAUAGAUCACUGGCGCGCAAUGAAGUAGCCUUUGGAGAGCCGGGAGGGGGCCCGUCCGACAGCCUCAGCGGCCCGCGCAGCGCCCGCGGCGAGGGCACCCCCAUCCCCGCUCGCACCCCGAGCGCCCGGCCCGCGAGCAGCCCGCGGAGGCGGCCGCGGGGACGCGAGGAGGCGCUGCGGGAGGAGCCGGGCGCGCAGCCGGCGGCUCCGCGCAUCCCGGCACUUGCAGAGCAACUCCGGCGCCGUCCGCACCCCCGGCCGGGGCAGGGGCCUCCGAGAGCCGCCGCCGGCCCGGCCCGACCCUCCCCCGGAGCCCUGCCCGGCCCCGCGCGGCGCCUGCCCGGCUCGCCUCCGCGCGGCGGGGUCCCGGCUCCUGCGCCCCGGGCGCGCCUCCCGGACCCCCGGGUCCCGCAGCCAGGACAAAGCCAUGAAGCCGGCGCUGCUGGAAGUGAUGAGGAUGAACAGAAUCUGCCGGAUGGUGCUGGCCACUUGCUUGGGAUCCUUUAUCCUGGUCAUCUUCUAUUUCCAAAGUAUGUUGCACCCAGUCAUGCGGAGGAACCCCUUUGGUGUGGACAUCUGCUGCCGGAAGGGGUCUCGAAGCCCCCUUCAGGAACUCUAUAACCCGACCCAGCUGGAGCUCUCCAACACGGCCGUCCUGCACCAGAUGCGGCGGGACCAGGUCACAGACACGUGCCGCGCCAACAGCGCCCUGAGCCGCAAGCGGCGGGUGCUGACCCCCAACGACCUGAAGCACCUGGUGGUGGACGAGGACCACGAGCUCAUCUACUGCUACGUGCCCAAGGUGGCGUGCACCAACUGGAAGCGCCUCAUGAUGGUCCUGACCGGGCGCGGUAAGUACAGCGACCCCAUGGAGAUCCCGGCCAACGAGGCGCACGUGUCUGCCAACCUCAAGACCCUGAACCAGUACAGCAUCCCAGAGAUCAACCACCGCUUGAAAAGCUACAUGAAGUUCCUGUUCGUGCGCGAGCCCUUCGAGAGGCUGGUGUCCGCCUACCGCAACAAGUUCACCCAGAAGUACAACACGUCCUUCCACAAGCGGUAUGGCACCAAGAUCAUCAAGCGCCAGCGCAAGAAUGCCACCCAGGAGGCGCUGCGCAAAGGUGGCGACGUCAAGUUCGAAGAGUUCGUGGCUUAUCUCAUCGACCCGCACACCCAGCGCGAGGAGCCCUUCAACGAACACUGGCAGACCGUCUACUCCCUGUGCCACCCGUGCCACAUCCAUUACGACCUGGUGGGCAAAUAUGAGACGCUGGAGGAGGAUUCUAAUUACGUCCUGCAGCUGGCAGGCGUGGGCAGCUACCUGAAGUUCCCCACCUAUGCCAAGUCUACGAGAACUACUGAUGAAAUGACCACAGAAUUCUUCCAGAACAUCAGCUCCGAGCACCAAACGCAGCUGUACGAAGUCUACAAACUCGAUUUUUUAAUGUUCAAUUACUCAGUGCCAAGCUACCUGAAAUUGGAAUAAGGGGGUGGGGAGAGGGAGAGAAUCGUGCUUUUUAAUUUAAGAUUUUUAUUUGUCAAAAGAAUUAUAUGGAUAUUGGGUUAUUUUGUAAAUUAAUAUUUCUUUGGGGAUGAUGCUGCGAGCAGCAUAGCGAGAAUUAUUUAAAAUCCUAGUAGGGAAGGACAGCUGUCUUUGCGAGGGGAACAGGAUCGUGUCCUUGUCUUUUAGACAUGAGUACUGCAACACUGUCUCAAAGGUUUCCUUGUGUUCUGGUGAAUUCCAUGGACUGUGCAUUCCAUAAAUUCUAAUGAAUAUUAUUUAUAGUUAUU